GGAAAAUGGCGGCCGCCGGGAGGGGUUGGUCCUUGUGCGAGUUAUUGAGGUUUUUUUACUCAUUAUUCUUCCCUGGGCUAAUUGUAUGUGGAACUUUAUGUGUGUGUUUACUCAUUGUGCUUUGGGGAAUCAGACUGCUGCUACAGAGAAAGAAAAAGUCGGCGUCAGCCAGCAAACCUGGGAAAAAUCAAAUGGUGAUAGCAUUUUUCCAUCCGUACUGCAAUGCUGGUGGAGGAGGAGAAAGAGUGCUAUGGUGUGCCUUAAGGGCUCUACAGAAAAAGUAUCCUGAAGCAGUUUACGUGGUUUAUACUGGUGAUGCUAAUGUCAGCAGUCAACAGAUACUGGAAGGUGCUUUCAGAAGAUUUAACAUCAGAUUAACCCGCCCAGUGAAGUUUGUUUUCUUAAGGAAGCGCUACCUUGUGGAAGAUUCGCUCUAUCCUCAUUUCACACUGCUGGGCCAAAGUCUGGGAAGCAUUCUUCUUGGCUGGGAAGCGCUGAUGCAUUGUGUUCCUGAUGUUUUCAUCGAUUCGAUGGGCUAUGCUUUCACACUCCCUCUGUUUAAGUAUUUAGGCGGUUGCCGUGUUGGAAGCUAUGUUCAUUACCCCACCAUCAGCACUGACAUGCUCUCUGUAGUGAAGAACCGGGAUGUCGGAGUUAACAAUGCAGCCUUCGUUACCAGGAAUGCUUUUCUCAGCAAAGUAAAGCUCAUCUACUACUAUUUAUUUGCUUUUACAUAUGGGCUUGUCGGUUCUUGCAGUGAUGUCGUCAUGGUCAAUUCUUCUUGGACACUAAACCAUAUUCUGUCACUGUGGAAGGUUGGGAAUUGCACUAAUGUUGUUUAUCCCCCUUGUGAUGUGCAGACAUUUCUGGACAUUCCCUUACACAAGGAGAAGACAACCUCGGGACAUUUAUUGGUUUCGAUUGGCCAGUUCAGGCCUGAAAAGAAUCAUCCUUUGCAGAUCAGAGCCUUUGCUAAAUUGCUGAAUAAGAAGGAGGCAGAGUCACUUCCUCCACUUAAACUUGUCCUCAUUGGAGGUUGUCGUAACCAAGACGAUGAACUUAGGGUAAAUCAACUGAGAAGGCUUUCUGAGGACCUAGGAGUUCAAGAAGACGUGGAAUUUAAAAUAAACAUUCCAUUUGAUGAACUAAAGAAUUACUUGUCUGAAGCAACAAUUGGUCUGCACACCAUGUGGAACGAGCAUUUUGGGAUUGGAAUUGUUGAGUGCAUGGCAGCUGGCACGAUUGUCCUCGCACACAACUCAGGGGGCCCGAAGCUGGACAUUGUCGUUCCUCACCAGGGCGAGAGCACUGGGUUUCUGGCUGACAGUGAAGAAGGCUAUGCUGAGACUAUGGCCCAUAUUCUUUCCAUGUCUGCGGAGAAGAAGCUGCAGAUCAGAAACAGUGCUCGCGCAUCCGUAAGCAGAUUCUCUGAUCAGGAGUUUGAAGUGACAUUCCUAUCAUCUGUGGAAAAAUUAUUUCAGUAAUGCCACAUCUGUACAAAUUAAAGCUAUUUUAUAUAAAAUAGAUAGAUACCUUCAUAUGUUAAUAUUUUUCUAAACUCAUUCCCUGUUGUAAUAAAGUUAGUCUCAGCAGCAUGUAUAUAGCAAGGUAUUUAUUUCAAUGGAAAAAGGCAAAAUUACCUAAUGGAAAAGGUAACCUAAUAUGGUUUAAAUAUAAAAAUUUUAGAUUAGUGUUUGGUCUCAAAUUCUGAAAAGUAUGGGUCUGAAAGAAAAAAAUUAAAUGAUCUUAAUUUUGGUAUAAUCCAUAUUUUAUUUAUUUUUUAUUUAUUUUUUUAACUUUUUAUUUUUUUAUUUUUUAUAAUAAACUGCAUAUAUUUAGAGUGUACAAUUUGGUAUCCCAAUCUCCCAAUUCAUCCUCCCCCAACCCUCCCCGCUUUCCCCACUUGGUGUCCAUAUGUUUGUUCUCUACAUCUGGGUCUCUAUUUCUGCCUUGCAAACCGGUUGAUCUGUACUAUUUUUCUAUAGUCCACAUAUAUGUGUUAAUAUACAAUUUUUUUUUUCUUUCUGACUCACUUCGCUCUGUAUGACAGUCUCUAGGUCCAUCCAUGUCUCUAGAAAUGUCCCAGUUUUAUUGCUUUUUACAGCUGAGUAAUAUUCCAUUGUAUGUAUGUACCACAUCUUCUUUAUCCAUUCAUCUGUUGAUGGACAUUUAGGUUGCUUCCAUGUCCUGGCUAUUGUAAAUAGUGCUGCAAUGAACAUUGGAGUGCAUGUGUCUUUUUGAAUGAUGGUGUUCUCUGGGUAUAUGCCCAGUAGUGGGAUUGCUGGGUCAUAUGGUAGUUCUGUUUUUAGUUUU
Hippopotamus amphibius kiboko is the source of this 2313-nucleotide messenger RNA. It is a transcript of the gene ALG11, whose product is annotated as ALG11 alpha-1,2-mannosyltransferase. NCBI's taxonomy places the organism in Eukaryota, Metazoa, Chordata, Mammalia, Artiodactyla, Hippopotamidae. The record is from RefSeq and is a predicted model, not a curated record. Bases 6 to 1484 code for a protein of 492 amino acids. The transcript is spliced from 4 exons. Gene Ontology annotation, molecular function: GDP-Man:Man(3)GlcNAc(2)-PP-Dol alpha-1,2-mannosyltransferase activity. Gene Ontology annotation, biological process: protein N-linked glycosylation. Gene Ontology annotation, cellular component: endoplasmic reticulum membrane.